AUGUGGGAACACGUUAAACAGACACUUGUAGCAGGCUUCAUCUUCAAACGUCACUUGGCGGAGAGUUAUGAACGAGGAAUUGGGUUCAAUGGCAUUGCAGUGCAGUCGAUCCACAUAAGGUCCUUGAUGAUUGAAAUGUUAUUUAGCUGGGCAGGGGCAAUGAUGCUGGGGAACACCAUCGAGACCGUACUGUCUCAGCCAAUCAAACCAGAGCCAACCUCCACAUCUUUUUACAUGCCGCGCAAUAAUCCUCCUGAGGCUCUGGAUGAGGCUCAGAUAAUCCGAAGCCAGUUUGGUUGUUCAUCCCCAGACCGAACUAAUCUCUACCAGUUUGUGGUAUCAAAAAUACUGGAAGACCACUACAAAGGCAAACCUUACAUUCUAUUGAUCCCAUGUGACUUUUGCGAAAUCCUAAGGGUUAGCUUCAAUUGGAUUGUGAUAAACCACAAGAUGGAGUUGCAACAAAAGUUCAGCUUUCUCAGAAAAGGACUGAGUAGAUCAUGGGUGAAGUUUUUCAGGGUUUUGUUCAUGAAAACUUCUGAGGACCUCCCUGAAAUCAUUCUAAUAUUGUCUUUGAUCUGUGCAAUUGGAGCAUUUUUGAACCUACACUUGAAAGACUUUCUGAUUCCUCUCCCUGUGAUCUUAUUUUUAAUUGGAUGCAGUUUUGAAAUGCUAAGUUUUACAUCUGAUCAGGUACAAAGGUAUGCAAAUGCCAUACAAUCAAUGAGCCCGGACUUAUUUUUUGAUAUAUUUACACCAAUAAUAAUCUUUAAUGUUGCAUUUGACAUGGAUAUAUACAUGCUCCAGAAAUUAUUCUGGCAGUUACUAUUAAUUUCAAUUCCUGGCUUUUUGAUGAAUUAUCUAUUCAUUCUUUGGUACCUGUCAUCUGUGGAUAAAUUACUCUUGCACACCACCCCACGGUUAUUAUUUUCAACUAUCCUCCUAAGUUCUGAUCCCAUGAUGACUGCAGCUGCUAUAAGAGACCUUGGUCUUUCUAGAAGUCUUGUUGAUCUAAUUAGUGGAGAAUGUUUGAUAACCUCUGUAUUGUCUUUAGUUUUAUAUACCAGUAUUGUGGAAAUCACCAACACCCUAAACAUUCAUGUGAACAAUUCCAUAGCCUAUCAAGUCAUGGAGAGUGCUUGGUCAAAUUUUAUAGCAAGUACAUUAUUUGGAAUGAUAGGUUCAAAUCUGAUACAAUGGUGGAUGGCUACAGUUUUUGUUGAUGAUGUCUAUCAUAUAAAUCUCACCUCUGCAGCUCUGUACCUUAUCUAUUAUAUUAGUGAACUAGUUGGUAUGUCUGGAAUAUUUACCCUGGCGAUCAUGGGACUCCUUUUAAAUUCUACAAGUCUUAAACCAGGAGUUGAAGCAAUUCUUCUUGAACUCCUGGUUUUCUUACUAAUGAGUCCUCUCUUGUCUCGACUUGGUCAUGGCUUCAGCUGGCGCUGGGCUUUCAUCAUGGUCUGGAGUGAAAUGAAAGGGAUACCUAAUAUAAACAUGGCCCUUCUGUUUGCCUACUCUGACGUUUCUUUUGGAUCUGAGAGAGAAAAAUCUCAAAUAUUAUUUCAUGGUGUGUCUGUAUGCUUAAUUAACCUGAUUAUCAAUAGAUUUAUUUUGCCAAUGGCAGUUGAUAAACUAGGGCUUCAUGAUGAUACAUCCACAAAAUAUAAAUCGCUUAAUCAUACAUUUCAACACUUUCAAGAGCUAACUAAAUCUACAGCCUCUGCGCUCAAAUUUGACAAAGAUCUUGCUAAUGCAGAUUGGAACACUGUUGAGCAAGCAAUUAUACUUCAAAAUCCUUACGCGUUGAGCCAAGAAGCAAUUACAGGACAUCCAAAGGUGAAAUGUCCCGACUGUAAUAAAGAAAUCGAUCAUACACAUUACACUGAAGCCACAGAGCUGACGAACAGGCGUCUCUUGAGAGCACAAAUAGCAAGUUACCAGAGACAAUACAAGAAUGAGACUCUGUCUCAGGAUGCUGUCCAGAUGCUGGUAGGGGCAGCAAAAAGCUUUGGUGAAAGGACAGGAAAAUAUUUGAGUCCUGACACAAUAAAGGAUUAUUCUGAGGGCAACCAAUUUCUUAGUUUUUCUAGAAAACUGUUGCUCAAUUGGGUAUAUAAUACUAAAAAGGAAAAAGGGGUCCCAUCAAGAUACUACAUUCUUCGUUUAAGCCAUUCAAUAGUAUUUACUGAUGAAUUUGAGUAUGUCGGAUACCUUGUGAUAUUAAUGAAUCUAUUUCCUAUUACAAUUACUUGGGUAUCCAAGUUAAAUGAUGUUUAUGAAAAUGAAUUGAUAUAUUCUAACUACGUUUUUCUUUCAUUUUAUAUUCUGGAGAGCCUAAUUAAGAUUGCAGCAAUGAGGAAGGAAUAUUUUUUACAUGCUUGGAACUUAUUUGAACUUGUAAUUACAAUCAUUGGCAUCAUAGAUGUAAUACUAUUAGAGGCAACUUUCUUUCAUUCUACUUUUGAUUAUAAUCAAGCAGCGAUCUUUAUGAAAAUUGUUCAAAUAUUUCGUGUAUUGCGCAUUUUGAAGCUUGUAACACCAAAGUUCCUGCAAUUAAUAGAUAAAAAGAUGAGUCAUCAGUUGUCCCUUCGGUAUGCUAUAUUAAAAGGUUAUGUCCAAGGUGAAGCAGACAUAAUGACGAUAAUUGAUAAGAUUGAAAGCUCCAAGCAAGUUAAACAGAUGCUACUAAGGAGGGUAAAAAGAAACACAGGACAAGCUAUGAAAGAGCUAGGCUACUUAGAGUAUGAUCACCCAGAAAUUGCUAUCACUAUGAAAACAAAGGAGCAGAUUCAUCUCAUGCUCAAUUUAGCUAGUCAAAUUGUUGAGGUCUUCAGGGUAAAAGGAAUUCUUCAUAAAGUUGAAGGUGCUGAAAUUAAUAAGUUGAUAAUGAUCAAGAAGAGAGAAAUACUUAAUGAUCAGCUUACUAUCAAGCCUCUUACUGCUGAUGAAGUCUUGUACCAUAUUCCAUGGCUGGAUAAAGACAAAGAACUUAUAAACUUCAUUCGGGAAGAAGCCAAAAUUAUAACAUUUGAUUGUGGAAAUGAUAUAUUUGAAGAAGGUGAUGAGCCCCAAGGAAUUUAUGUAAUUAUUUCAGGCAUGGUAAAGUUUCAAAGUUCAAAACCAGGUGUGGGGAUGAACCAAAUAUUAGAGGAGUCAGAGGAGAAAGAUAAUCAGAUAACUUACAUAGAUUUCAUGAUCAGCGGGGAAAUAAUAGGAGAGUUAAACUGCUUAACUAAGGAACCCAUGAAAUAUUCUGCCACCUGCAAAACUGUUGUGGAGACAUUUUUCAUUCCCAAAAAUCAUCUGUAUAAAGCUUUUGAUCAAUAUUGUCCUCACAUGGAAUACAAAAUGUGGCUAAAACUUGGACUUUCUAUUACUGCCAGAAAAAUCAAGGAGCACUUGUCUUAUGAGGAAUGGAACUACAAGCUGCAAUUAAAGCUCUGUAAUGUUUUUGUAAAAGAUAUACCAAAGAGCACCAAGACUGAUAUCUAUGGUGAAACUGUAGCUUAUGUGAUCCUCAUCCAUGGAGCUGUAGAAGACUGUCAAUUACGAAAAGCUUAUAAAGCCCCUUCCUUAAUUCCUACAACUUGUUGUCAGGUACAAGGCACUGAAGAUUUCACAAAGGUAAUGAUUGUUGAAACACGAGUUGAUCUACAAAACCACAGGAGGAGCACCAGAAAGUUUGUGUCUUCACACAAACCUGCCUCAGUAUCUGAAGACCAAAUAUUGGAAGAAGACCCUAAAAAGGAAACAAAUAUGGAGGAUGCCAUUCUGCACUCUAACAGCCAGGUUCCUAUCCUGCCUGAAAGCAGGAAGUUCAUUUCCUCCUAA
Messenger RNA from Condylura cristata (star-nosed mole), 3831 nucleotides. It is a transcript of the gene SLC9C1, whose product is annotated as solute carrier family 9, subfamily C (Na+-transporting carboxylic acid decarboxylase), member 1. Gene Ontology annotation, biological process: proton transmembrane transport. The record is from RefSeq and is a predicted model, not a curated record. The transcript is spliced from 30 exons. NCBI's taxonomy places the organism in Eukaryota, Metazoa, Chordata, Mammalia, Eulipotyphla, Talpidae. The coding region runs from base 1 to 3831 and encodes 1276 amino acids. Gene Ontology annotation, molecular function: sodium:proton antiporter activity; monoatomic ion channel activity. Gene Ontology annotation, cellular component: membrane.